Prorocentrum cordatum is the source of this 1572-nucleotide messenger RNA. The record is from the annotation of a GenBank genome assembly. NCBI's taxonomy places the organism in Eukaryota, Dinophyceae, Prorocentrales, Prorocentraceae.
AUGACGAGCGGCGCGACGGUGUCGGGCGUGGCCGCGCCGCCGCCGCCCCGCGCGCCCCCUCCGCCCGCCGCCCCGCCGCGGCCGGCGCACGGCCGGGCGGCCCGGGCCCCGGCGGGCGCCGCGGCCGGUGCGCCGCUGCGCCAGCUGCUGCAGCAGCCCGCUGGCGAGCGGCCCCGCGCCGGCGGCGCGCCCGCGGCCGCGGGCUCGGCGCCGCCCGCGGCGGGCUCGGCGCCGCCCGCGGCGGCUCCCGCGGCUCCCGCGGAGGACCGGUUGCUGCCCCUGCGGCGCGGGCGUGGAGGGCCCGCGGCCUCCGACGCGCCCGCGGCGCCGCUCGUGCGGGCCGACGCCCCCGGCGCGGCGGCUCCCGUUGACAGCCGUGUGCUGCCCCUGCGGCGCGGGCGUGGCGGGCACCGCGCGGCUUCGGGCCAGUCGCAGGGCGCGGGCGCGGCGCCGUUGGGCGGCGCCGUGGGCGCGGCGGCUCCUGUGGACAGCCGCCUGCUGCCCCUGCGGCGCGGGCGCAGAGGGCACGACGGGGCCGCUGGCCAGUCGCGGGGGUGGGAGGUGCUGGGCGCCGUUCCCCCGAUCGGGCACCGCAUGCUGCGCUUCCGGAAGAGGCUCGCGCGCGAGGAGGCCGCGGCGUCAGCUGGGUCGCAGGCCGUCGGGCUGCCGCCGCGCUGCCCGCCGCUGGAGCCGCCAGACCCGGGCCUGUACCCAGAGGAGUUGGCGCGCAAGGAGGGCAGGGAUGUGUUCUUCACGAUGUUCGACCCAGAGCGGAGGGAGUGGCGCGACGUGCGGCAGUUUCCAAUUGCUUCUCGCCGCAUCAAUCGGGUGAUGACGGAGCUGCCGCGCUUCUUCUCCGGGGAGCCGCGCGCCAGAGAAGAGGUGUUCGAGGUGGAGCUAAUGUCGAACACGGCAGGCGGGGCGCUGGUCUGCCUGAAGUUCCACCGGCCCCUCCAGCAGGCCGAGGACGUGGCGAUGGCAGCCAGGCUGGUGGAGCAGCUGGGACUGGAGGCGGCGGUGCUGCGGGCAAAGGGGCAGAGGCUCGCUGCUACCAGCGUCGGCCCCGCAGGCGCCGACGGCCAGGAUGCCGCGCACGCGGCCGCGGCCGCCGGCGGGGACCUCGUGGAGACCACAAGGGUCGGCGGUCACUCGUUCCCGCAGCUGCUGCAGGAGACCAGCUUCUUCCAGACGAACCUGCAGGUGAACCGGGCGAUGCAGCGGUGGGCGGUGGCGCAGACGCUGCCCAGCCGCUGGCCGCCAGAGCGAGACCUCCUGGAGCUGUUCUGCGGCAACGGCAACUUCACCCUGCCCCUCGCUGGCAACUUCCGCGCGGUGCUCGCGACGGAGCUGAGCCACCGGUCCGUCGCGGCGGCCGAGGCGUGUGCGUCCAGCGCGGGCAUCGCGAACGUGUCCAUCAGGCAGAUGCGAGCCGAGCUGGUGGGCUCGCUGGACGCUGACGAGUUCGACUUCGGGACCCUGCUGGUGGAUCCGCCCCGGCGGGGCCUGGACGAGCACUCGCUGGCCGUCGCAGGCCGGAUGCCGAGCGUGAUCUACGUGUCUUGCGGCCCGGAG